AUGACACGCCAGAAAAUAUACAAUGAUUUCGAUCUAAAGAAUAAUACCAAAAAAGAAAACUGGGAGAAUCAUCUUGUAUCAAACAAUGCAACAAGAAGCAAUGGGUACGUGAAAUCAUGGAGAGAGUCUAGCAUCAUGAUCAGAGUUCUAUUUAUUGGACUGUUGUGUGUGGGUCUCGCCUAUGGGAGAACUUCAUGCUCCUGGGGUGUGGAGGUUGCCGAGUCAUUCAACCUCUCAUCGACAACCAGCAGGAUCUUUAGUACAAAAGAUAUUGUACCCGUCAACGAAUAUAUUAAAAACCUUGAAGUUUACCCUCUUAUAGCUCCAAAGGAUGAAGCUGUUUUCGCUUACCCCUAUGUCCUAAAAAUAAGAUUAUUGUGCCAAGAUGCGGACCCAUUUUUACAAACAAGGCGCUUGAUUCUUUUUGGAAUCACCCCUGAGGUCCAUAUGGAAUAUGAGCUUGAAGACAGCACCUACAUUAGCAAUACAUUACAUGGUCAGCUGUUAGAUCUUAUGAAAUACCCAGAAAGUUUCUCGCUGACGCAUUGUUUCCAGGCAGUAUGUGAACCAAUCUGGACUGCCCCCCUUCCUAUACACAUGAAUACAAAGUGGAUCCACAUCACAUUCACUCUACCAGGCUUUAAAUAUAUGAUGCCAACUUAUAGUAAAAUGAUAUCAGUCAAUGGCUAUGGUACUGAAUUAUCCCCCAAACCAUUCAGUCUGCUUGGAGACAGUUACAGCAUCUCCAGUUUAGAUGUGAGUGUCCCUCUGUCAGUCCAUCAGACUCCUAAUCUGGCCCAGGCCUCAAUUGCUAGUGGAUUCACCCAAUCCAACAUAGGACUCUUCAGUGAGGAUCACUUCAAGACUUUUAACACAUUUCAGUUUGAUAUAUUGGAGCACCUAGCGACAUCUAUAGUCUGUCCCAGCAGUCUCAACAUAACAGGAAAUGACAUCAUUGAUAUGGUUGUUUUAAAUGAUCGCACAAUUUUUGCAACUGUGUAUGGUUUAGUAGAAGUCCUAGGCACAUACUAUAGUGUAUCCACACAGCCAACAGUGAUCUUACAGCACUGUGUUGACAGAGUUAAAUCUCAAGACUUUGAUUUGCAUACCAAGUCCUAUCUGAUUGCUAUUGGUCAUGGAGAGAAUAACACAGAGAUUCACAUGGGCAAUCUGAAUCUGGCUGAACCAGGUUCACAGUUAGCGUUCACAACAAUGAGUUUGAACUGUAGUUUAAUGUGUGGAGCUAUCAAUGAGUCUGUAACCAACUGCACAGUCAUAGAUGGCGCUAUAAGUGGUAUUGAAGGCGAUACUACAAUUCUUUUGGUCGAUUGUUACUUCGCAGAACAUGCCCCACAUUUUGCUCUGGUGAAAUAUUCAGCUCAGGAAGACCCUGCCAUGAGCCUGCAGUCUGCUAUCCCACAUACAAUGGACUCUCAGAGUGACAUAACAGUGCACAAUGCACCUGGUGUUUCUAGCCUGCCAAGUAUAGAGAUCAAUCUCACUGCAGUCGCAUUCACUAGACACAUAUCACCACACCUCUACAUAUGGGGAAAUGUGCUACUUUUAAGUCCAGACCAAGGUGAUACUGUGCACAUGAUGGCUGUUGUACAGGAGGAUGAUUCCUAUAUAACAACACUAACCUCAUCCAAGCAAGGCAGAAUUGCUAUUCUUCUAGCAGAUAGUCAGCUCUGGUAUGGUACAGUGGGAAGCAUUGUCAUACAUAAGCUCUACCCAUCAGCUGCCUGGGGCUAUGUCUACAGCCAUCACAGUGAAGGAAUGCCUGAUAGCAUCACUAUUAAUGCAGUAUACUUUGAUAUAGAAGGAGAUCUACACAUUUUGGCAAGUUAUGAGGAGAAUAGUACUAUUGUCUUGAGGGAGCAUACUGUAUUUGUGGAGGAGUUAUUGGCUUAUGGGAACCAGAUGGCAGCUGCUAAGCUACAUAAUCACCCCAGUGUAGCACUGUCUAACCCAGUAACGCCACUUUGUAAUGAGACAGUACCAUUGAAUGAUUCCUUCAUUCAACUUUGUCCAUUUAAAAGCAUCCACUUCAACUCAGAAUUUGAGCAGCGUUAUUCCAGAUUCCAGAGAUUCUCCAUCAACCCUCCAAGAACAUGGUCGUAUGCCAGACUUCACAAUGAAGCCUCUUUGUUACUGUACCAAGCACAAAUACAGAAAAUAUUGGAAAAGAACAAACUGGAUGUGAAACCAUACCAAAGUGAAUACACAAAUGCUAUAGAGGAAAUGAAACUAGCUACAGUUGAGGAAAUGCAAUUUCUUCAAUACCAGUUUAGGAGAUUGAUUUCCAUGAGUUACAUUUUCCUGGAUCUGUCGUACUCAGAGAAAAUUCUUGGAGAGCCUGAAAAUUCAUACGAGCCACUGCCAGAGGCAAUUCAUCUUGACUAUAGAGAGAAAUAUAGCUUUUCUAUCUCUAUGAAUUUAUAUCCUGAAGUGAGUGAUUCUGGUAAUUUUGAUGCUGUCAGGCUGAACUUUGAAGUGUCUCACCCUAGCUACCUCAGUAUUAACACAACACGAGAUGAGUUUACGUAUAACAAGUCUGUUCGAUACCAGGUGACUCUUGGGGAAAAGGGAGAAUACAAUGUUGCCAGUUCUCCAGGCAAGCUGCCCUACCCAACAACUAUGAUGAUUAGAGUUGAGAACUCUGACCUACAGUGUAUAGAUGCAAGCAAUGGACCUUUACAGUUAAAGGAUGUGUUUACUAUGCAAGUUAUAUUGGGUUGUCCCCCAGGUAGGAGACUUGUGUUUGACAUGCAAGCAACAUUGGAUCGCCUGAAGACCACAACAGACAGAAACUAUGACUGUUCUACACCUGACCUUGAGUUACCGUGUCUCUACUAUAGUUCCACAUUCUGGCCUUUCUUCACUCUGGUGGACGCUGUCACUGGUGUGAAAGAAAGAUUCACUGGAGAGUACACCUUGAAGGUUAUAGGUGGCAGUCAUGAGUCAAAAGAUAAAAUUGUCCAAUUUUCCAAAUUCCAGAUACUGACCUACAAUAACGCAAAAUCGCCAGAACCUACUCUGAUUAUGGAAGCAACAAACGAAGGAAAGUACACAAAGUCUGGUUGGGCAGUGUAUGAUUCUACCUCUAAUGCUAUAAGUUGGAUGUGUGUAUCUGGCUCCCCAUGUACCAAUGUACCUGUAAAAUUCCCAAACUCUCCAGAGUAUUAUUUCUUAAUGGAAGUAUCAAAUGUGGACACAGGAAGCACCGACUCUAACUGCCAAUAUACUCUGCAAUUUAUCGUAAAAGUGCAUGGUCUUCCAAUAGAUGGCAUUCAGAUGUCACUAGUUAUUGUUGUCUGUAGUGUACUUUGCAUCAGUAGUUACGUCAUGUGUUUCUACGCCUGGUACAACAAACAGGGUAUUAGGUCAUACUUGUUGAAGUUCCCAGUUUUCCAGAAAAUCCUUCUUUGGAAAAAAUCAAGUGAAGAUUUUGAGAUGGAAACUACUGUGCUGCAACCUCCAAAACUGACAUUCAAUUUUGAAGACAUGAAUAGUGAUUCUGUGUCAAGUGUCCCCCAAUCUUCACAACGUCUCUGGGAAAAAAGUGCUGAAACUAUCAUAGAAGAUGACGAAGAAGAUGAAGUGGAAGAAGAAGAGUUACAGGCAGAUGAGGCUUCUGACUCAGAUUAUGAUGAACAGGUUAUUAAUGAUAUCCAGAUAAUCCCAACUACAGAUCCCUCAACCAACAAGCUAGACCUUGUUAAAGUUCAAACCAUUGGACCUGUAGUUCCUAAAACACCAUCAUCUCCUCGUGUUUAUGGUAAACUGCAACCCGCUGGACUAUCAGGUACUCAUCCGUUUUCUCUGCCUGUGUCUCCAAAAAAGGAUGUAAGACCUGGUUUAGUUAAAAGCAAACAAGGAUCAAGCCAUAAUGACAAUCAAAACAAUGCUAAUGUUGAUGAACAUACAGAGGUUGAUAUGAAAAAAGGCAAUCAGAGUUAUCCUAUUGAUCAACAUAGAGACAACAACAAUCAAAGUAAUUCAAAUGAAAAACUGGAGACAGAAUUUGAUGAGAGAGAGAAUGAGAAUGUUAACAAUAAUAAUAUUGAUGAACAUGAAAAAACAGAGACCAUGAGAGAAAGGAUGCACAGCAAUGACAUUCUGAUAUUACCUAGUAUAUCUGAAGGAUCGGAUUCAUGCUACAUAGAAAUGAAUGACAUAACGUCCAUUCGUAACGAACAAGAAUUUAAGGAUGUAGGGUGUUUGAAAGAUUCUGAACAAUCUCAAAUUGAAAUUGGUGUGGCAAAUAAACCAAAUGAAAAUAUUGAGGAUAAAAUGUGCCCAGCUGUUCGCAAUCUUACAAAAACAGUGGGGAUUACUAGUAUUGCUCAACCAACAGACAAUAGUUCCCAACCAAUGGACAGUAGUGCUGAACUAAGAGACAACAUUGUUCAACCAAGCGAUAAUAUUGCCCAACCAAUAGCCAAUGUUGCCCAACCAAAAGGCAAUAUUGGUUCUUUAGCAAAUUCUAUGGUUCAACUUAUGAAUACUAAAAAACAAGCAAAACCCAAAAAAUCAAAAACGUCUUGUAAAAAAUCUCACCCAGCUGUCCAAAUGUCACAAUCAGAAGACAACGUUCUAUUUCAAGCAUCCCGAGAACAGUUGUAUGUUAACAUACCUGAGUUUGUAAGCAACAUUGUAAAAUCUGCUAGUGCAGAAUAUAUUGUAGAAACAAGUGUCCAAGCUACUAGUCGAAUUCUCUUUGAGGAGCAUAUCAGAAAAGAUAGGGGAUGUAAGAAUAAGACCAAGGUGAAGAAAGAUUGAAGUCUUCUCAGCCUCUGGUUAUGAAAGCACCAUUUCAAAAAGAUUUAUUUUAGUAGAGGGGCGAAUGAACAUUUGUAGAAAUAGACUCCCCUUCUAAAGUUUGACAAUUGGAAGUCUAAUUUCUUGCUCAACGGACAGGCUUUUCAAUGGAAACUUCCUUUUGUAAAAUGUAUAGUUGGGGUGUAGGUUCAAUUAGUAUUGGACGGGGAGAGUUAUUAAUUGUUAAAUUAUUAUUGGGAAGAUGUAGAUUAUAAUGAAAUGUAAAUAUGUAUGAAAUUUAAUAUAUCAACUUAUAUAAGAAAUAAAUUUAAUGUUCAAAUUGGCAGAAGGUGUUAGAUCUGUAGAUUGAAUAAGUGUUUUUGGAAUGUUUAUUUUCAAUUUAUGUUUUAUCAAUAUUAUCAAUCUACCCGUUAGAUUUUGACCCAUAUGACCUAAUCAUUGAUUGCCAAGAGUCACAGCAGCCCGUAAGUGUCUUAAUACGGCCUGAGCC
Molecule: messenger RNA, 5272 nt
Organism: Owenia fusiformis
Lineage: Eukaryota; Metazoa; Annelida; Polychaeta; Sabellida; Oweniidae
Source: the annotation of a GenBank genome assembly